UGCCUCCUCUGAGCAUGCCAGCAGCAGCAGCAACAGCAACGCACCCUUAGCGCUGCCUUGUGCUUUCCCUCUGAGUGAUUGUAUGGAUUGGGCCUGGAAAGAGAGGACAAAGUGAGCAGGCAGACAUGCUGUGGAGGAGAGGGCCCACUGAAAGUGCCUUACCUGAAACCUAGAGCUGCCCCAGUAGAGAGCUUUAGGAGAGCAAACUGGGCUAGUGGGUGGCUACUGCCAGGAUCAGAUUAUGGUCUCUCCUUGGCAACGAGUGCCCAUUCAUACCCUAGUCAAGGGGUGGGGAAAUCUGUAGCCCACCAUAUGUUGUUGGAUUUCAACUCCCAGCAGCCCCAGCCAGCAUGGCCAAAGACCAGGGAUGAUGGGAGUUGUAGUCCAGCAAAGAUGUCUAUGGCCACAGGCUCCCCAGCCCUGCUGUAGGCAUUGCGUGGUGGAACUGAAGCUGCUGAGGUACGGUUGUUCUGCUGCUGAGCUGGGAGGAAGGGGAAGUCCAGUGGAGGCUGAGGGCUCUGGAAGCACGCAGAAAGCUCUCACAGGAAGUCUGAGGUGCAGCACAGCACACUCUGCUUCCCUCUGGGAGUCCAAAAUAGAAAAUAUAGAAGUGGUUGUGGGAUUUCCACACAGACAAGGCUGCAAUGAGAUAUAUAGACAGAGCUGAGCUGCCUGCAGCAGCAGCAGUGACACGUGCCCUCUUCACUCACUCAAGCCCUUCAGAGAGGACCUGUUUGAGGACAGAGGGCUCUCUCUGAAGCAGGUCUGCUGGCCAUGGGCAACCUGAUAAAGGUAUUGGGCAAAGAUUUAGAAAACUGUCCUCAUUUUUUCCUGGAUUUUGAAAAUGCACAGCCCACAGAAGCCGAGACAGCUGUGUGGAACCAGGUGAACGCUGUCCUAGAGGAGGCGCAGACCAUUCUGGCGGAACUGCAGUCCUACACCGGAGCUGGGCAAGAGAUCAGAGAGGCCAUCCAAAACCCCAGUGACUUGCAGCUCCAAGAAAAGGCAUGGAACGCCGUGUGUCCCCUUGUGGCAAAGCUGAAGCGUUUCUAUGAGUUUUCCCUUAGACUUGAGAAUGCCUUGCGGAGCUUGCUGGAAGCUCUCACCAGCCCACCUUACGCCCCGACUCAGCACCUGGAGAGGGAACAGGCUCUCGCCAAACAGUUUGCAGAAAUCUUACACUUCACCCUCAGUUUUGACGAGCUCAAGAUGACCAACCCUGCCAUCCAGAAUGAUUUUAGCUACUAUAGAAGAACUAUCAGUCGAAACAGGAUCAACAACCUGCAGUUAGACGCUGAGAGUGAGGUGAACAACGAAAUGGCCAACCGGAUGUCCCUCUUCUACGCAGAGGCCACCCCGAUGCUGAAGACUCUCAGCAAUGCCACGACCAAAUUUGUUUCAGAGAACAAAACUCUUCCCAUUGAGGACACGACUGACUGUUUGAGCACCAUGGCCUGUGUCUGCCGGGUGAUGCUGGAAACACCGGAAUACCGGAGCCGCUUCACCAACACCGAAACUCUCCUUUUCUGCAUGCGGGUGAUGGUGGGGGUCAUCAUUCUUUAUGACCAUGUCCAUCCUGUGGGGGCUUUCGCCAAGACCUCCAAAAUUGACAUGAAAGGAUGUAUCAAGGUCUUGAAAGACCAGCCUUCCAACAGCACAGAAGGCCUUCUGAAUGCACUGAGGUACACCACCCGGCACCUCAAUGAUGACACCACAUCCAAGCAGAUCCGGGCCUUGCUGCAAUGAGCACCCCCUGCAGUCGAGGGGUGGGUGGCAUUCACCAGAGACCCAGAAGGGGAUUUCUCCAUGGAACCUUCAGCAGAAAUUUUAAUGUUGACAUAUUGCUAUAAAUAACCAUUGGCCAUCAUAUUCGUCAUUUUGUAAAAGAAGAAGAAGAAGAAGAAGAAGAAGAAGAAGAAGAAGAAGAAGAAGAAGAAGAAGAAGAAGAAGAAAGAAG
Podarcis muralis (Common wall lizard) is the source of this 1957-nucleotide messenger RNA. Its product is annotated as CYFIP-related Rac1 interactor A-like. Gene Ontology annotation, biological process: regulation of actin filament polymerization. NCBI's taxonomy places the organism in Eukaryota, Metazoa, Chordata, Lepidosauria, Squamata, Lacertidae. The record is from RefSeq and is a predicted model, not a curated record. Gene Ontology annotation, molecular function: small GTPase binding.